Hemicordylus capensis (graceful crag lizard) is the source of this 2058-nucleotide messenger RNA. Its product is annotated as vomeronasal type-2 receptor 26-like. The transcript has 4 exons. Gene Ontology annotation, cellular component: membrane. Bases 1 to 2058 code for a protein of 685 amino acids. Lineage: Eukaryota; Metazoa; Chordata; Lepidosauria; Squamata; Cordylidae. The record is from RefSeq and is a predicted model, not a curated record. Gene Ontology annotation, biological process: G protein-coupled receptor signaling pathway. Gene Ontology annotation, molecular function: G protein-coupled receptor activity.
AUGUUUCCAAAUACAGCGAGUCAACAUAGAGGAAUCAUUCAGUUACUGCUACAUUUCAGAUGGAUGUGGAUUGGGGUGAUGUAUUUCAAUGUUAUGAGUACAGAGAUGUUCAUACAGAAGAUGCUUCUGAUGUUUUCCCAGCAUGGCAUCUGCUCUGACUUCAUUAAAAAAAUAACAAUGGCAACUGUUUUCAAUGAAAUGUCUGAAGUGAUGGCAGAGUGGACUGAAAUGUCCCAUGUUGUCAUGGAAAGCAGAGCCAACGCAGUGGUCUUGCAUGGUGAAAUUCAUACCAUAAUAUAUUUAAGACAUGCUUUUCAGUUUUUAGCAUUUGAAGGCUUACAAUUGAAUGAAAAAGGUAAAGUGUGGAUUAUGACAGCCGAGAUGGAUUUCACAUCUCUUCCCUUUCAAAGAGAAUCUGACCUAGACUUUCUCCAUGGCGCUUUAUCCUUUGCAGUUCACUCAGAGGAUAUAUUAGGAUUCCAGAGCUUUCUACGUAUGAGAAUUCCUACCAAAGAAAAAGGAGAUGGCUUUCUCAAGGAUUUCUGGGAACAAGCAUUCAACUGUUUAUUCCACAGCUCAAAGGCAGAUGAGAAGACUAAAGAAUUCUGCACCGGAGAGGAGAAACUGGAGUCUCUCCCUGGGUCUGUAUUUGAAAUGCGCAUGACUGGCCACAGUUACAGCCUCUACAAUGCUGUCUAUGCUGUGGCACAUGCUUUGCAUGCCAUGCAUUCAUCCAUGUCCAAGCACAGAACAGUGAUUCAUGGAGGGGGAUGGAGACCUUGGAAUCUUCAGCCAUGGCAGCUCCUUCACUUCUUGAGGAAAGUCUCAUUCAACAACAGUGCUGGGGAAAUGAUUUCAUUUGAUGAAAAUAUGGAAUUAGUAGGUGGAUUCAAUGUUAUCAACUGGAUCACAUUCCCAAAUAAGUCCUUUCGUAGAGUGAAAGUGGGAAGGACAGACCCACAUGCUCCCCCAGACAAAGCGUUCACCAUUUCUGAGCAUACCAUUGUGUGGCCCAGCAGGUUUAACCAGGUACUGCCUCUUUCACUGUGUAAUGACAAUUGCUAUCCAGGUUAUAGAAGAGCAAAGAAGGAAGGGAAGACAUUUUGCUGCUACAAUUGCCUUCCAUGUCCCAAAGGGAAGAUUUCAAACCAGAAAGAUAUGGAUAACUGUCUACAAUGUCCAGAGGAUCAUUAUCCAAAUGACCAUCAAGAUUUAUGUAUUCCAAAGGUUAUAACUUCCUUGUCAUAUGAAGAACCUUUGGGAACCAUUUUUGCCAUUUUUGCUCUUUGCUUUUUUUGUAUCACAUGUUUUGUGCUUGGGACUUUCAUGAAGUAUCAUAACACACCCAUUGUCAAAGCCAACAACCGGAGUCUCUCCUACACUCUCCUCAUCUCCCUCCUGCUCUCCUUUCUUUGUGUUUUCCUCUUCAUUGGUCAGCCUGAGCGGUUGACCUGUCUUCUUCAACAACCAGCCUUCAGCAUCAUCUUCUCUGUCUCUGUUUCUUGCAUGUUGGCCAAAACCAUCACUGUGAUUCUAGCUUUCAUGGCCAAAGAGCCAGGGUCCAGGAGGAGAAAGUGGGUAGGGAAAAGACUGUCCAUCUCCCUUGUCCUUUCCUGCUCUAAUCUUCAAGCAGGCAUUUGUGCAAUAUGGUUAGGAACCUCUCCUCCAUUCCCUGAUUUUGACAUGCAUUCGCUCACUGGAGAGAUUAUAGCAAAAUGUAAUGAAGGAUCAGUCUUGAUGUUUUAUCUUGUUUUGGGUUACAUGGGAUUUCUGUCCAUCAUCAGCUUUAUUGUGGCUUUCCUUGCUCGGAAGUUGCCAGACAGUUUUAACGAAGCCAAGUUCAUCACCUUCAGCAUGUUGUUGUUCUGCAGUGUUUGGUUGUCUUUUGUUCCUACCUACUUGAGCACCAAAGGGAAAUAUAUGGUGGCUGUGGAGAUCUUCUCCAUCUUAGCUUCUAGUGCUGGGCUACUGGCUUUUAUCUUUUUCCCCAAAUGCUACAUCAUUGUGCUGAGGCCUGAACUGAACAAAAGGGACCAGAUGGUGAAGAGACAAUAUUGA